UUUUAAUCAAUUUCUUGUUGGAUUGAAAAAUUGAAAUACGCGCCUCAAAGUAAUCAGAUAUUUAUCAAUACUGGUAUCGGAUAGCUGCAUGUUUACUUUUCUAAGAAUAACAUUAAAAUUGUGAAAACUCAAGAUUUAUUACAAUUGAAUUAUUUUAUUAAGAAUGGCAGCUUUGAAAUCACUGUUUCUAUCAUCUAACAGAUGUAUCAAUCAUAUUUCGAUAAGAUUGCUUGCGACUCAGAAAACGUCUAUUGGAAAAAAAAGGUUUCGUUUGCCGGUUGAGCAAGAUGCUGAAAGACUGGUCAACUAUGUCUGUGGUUCAAAUAUUUAUCAGGAAGGUGAAGAUAUCAAACUGAAAGACGAUAGCGAGUAUCCUGAUUGGAUUUGGAAAAUGAAAAUCCAUAGUUUUCCCAAAUUUGAUGAUUAUGAUCCUAAAAGCAAAGAAUAUUGGGAACUUUGUGAGAUUGAACAUUUAUUCAGAACGUUUCGACUAUUAUCAAACCGACCUAAAACCUCUAAGCCUACUGGAAAAAUUGAAAAAGAUUACGAAGAAAGGAUUCUCAGAGCAAGGCAACGUGCCAUUUUACCUGAAGCCAUUGAUCAUGGGUAUGACCCCAAGGACAUUUUAGAAGAGCCAGUUAAUGAAAGGAUUCAUCUUAGGCCAGAGGAAAGCGAUACAGUUGUUCCUUACGACCAAUUUGAAUCUUCAAUGAUAUAUGAAAAAAAUUUCCUACACAAACUGCGUACCAAAAGCUCAAAUAUCAAAAGACCUUUCAUGGAAAUAUACGCCACUAGAGUUAGAUUCAGAAAACCAAAGUUCAUUUAAAUAUAUUAAAUAAGAAAUCUUUUCCUAUUAUAGUGCUUAGUAUGUAUCAUAGUUAUUAAUAAUAAAGCUUUUUCGUUUAA
Molecule: messenger RNA, 906 nt
Organism: Tetranychus urticae (two-spotted spider mite)
Lineage: Eukaryota; Metazoa; Arthropoda; Arachnida; Trombidiformes; Tetranychidae
Gene: mRpL54
Product: mitochondrial ribosomal protein L54
Cellular component (GO): mitochondrial large ribosomal subunit
Molecular function (GO): structural constituent of ribosome
Source: RefSeq, a predicted model, not a curated record